This is a messenger RNA of Closterium sp. NIES-67, 3136 nucleotides long. NCBI's taxonomy places the organism in Eukaryota, Viridiplantae, Streptophyta, Zygnematophyceae, Desmidiales, Closteriaceae. The record is from the annotation of a GenBank genome assembly.
CUCCGUCCUUCCGCCCCGCGUACACCCUCGUGAGGCACGAAAGAGUCGUCACGCAAAGCCAUUCCCUUCGAUUUCCACGGGGGGCAAGGCAACCCCAUGCGCAUUCGAUGCGAGCUGCCUGCGCGGAUGUCGCCCUGUCAGGUUGAGUUGAGUUGAGAGCAAAAGCAGGCAUUCAUUUCAAUGCCCUGCCCUGCACAGCUCGUGCUCAUAUACUGUACACCGCACUCCGCGGUCUCCGAGACCGAGUCCAGCGAGGAAAGACAGUGAAACGCGGAACGACGGGAACACCGCCUCCAGCGUCGUCUUUCGUCUUGCCCCCUCUCGCACCCAUGUCCAACAUUCGAAGCACAGAGAGUUGCGUCGUACAGAACAGUAGAUGCUUCCCUGCACCAUCCUUCAGCGAACGGCCUUCCCCAUUUCGGUGCAUACUAAGUCGUAUACUAGUUCAAAGUUCGGUUCUCCGAGCCCUCGUUGACACGACAUUCGCUGCUCCCUCCUCGGAACGUAACCGUUGUGUGGACGAGUCGACGAGUUAUCCUCCCCGUUGUGUGGACGAGUCGACGAGUCAUCCUCCCCCGUUGUGUGGAAGAGUCGACGAGUUCCCUCCCGACGCCCUUGAUUCCUUCAAUCGCCGUCACCCAAUCGCCGUCAUCAGAUCGCCGUCACCCGCUUCGAGUGGAAAUGGACGGAAACCGUUCCGUCAUCGUCGUCCUGCCCGACGGCUCGCUCCGUCUAUUCGUCCCGGACGUGACGUCCAACUUCGAGUCGGGCCCCGCCGCCGGCAAAUCCGCCGGCAUUUCCGCUGGCCGCGUCCUUGCAGACUUUCCCCGCCACGUCCUCGUCACCGCCCCUCCGCAUUCCGCGGCGUCAGGUCCGAAGGAUUCUCCCUUUGUGGACUCCACGAGGUAUCCUUCGUCAGAUUCCAUCCUUCCUCCCGAUUCGAUCCUUCUCCCCGCGGAGACGUACUACAUAAUCAGCGCUGACUCCUUCGAGGCGCCUCAAAGCCACCAUCGUGACAGCGACGUCGUUUCGUUGCGAACGACUGAACGGCGGCGCGCUGCGAACAGCAGCGCGGGAUCAAUGUCAUCCAAUGAUUCGUCCCCAUUCCCCGACGAUGUCAGCUCGGCGUUCCGCGCCGAGCUGAGCUGGCGCCUCAACGAAGAUGUUACCAAGUCAACCCAGCUCAACGAGUUAAAAGCGUGGUUGGGUGGAUCGACUGGAGCGCGCGUACUACCGUCAUUCCUCGACGCGUCACGCGGCGAAUCGGCCCGCGAAAACGAACCUUUCGCCGCCAGCGGUGGUGGUAACUUGCGAGCCGCUGACCUGGUCGCAGCUUGGCUAGACUGCGACUCCGGAACAGAACCGAACACGUGCCGCCUUGGCGCGAAUGAUUCUGAGCCGUCCCGAGAUCCGGCGGACACGUGUCCUGAGGCGAGCUUUCAGCGGCGGUUUCGAAAAACAGGCGGGUGUUUUGCAUCUCCAAUUGCGAGCACGGAUCAAGUCUCGCCACUGCCGCUGCCACCUCCGCCGCUUGCCGCGUCGACUCGAAUCAUGGAAAUGCCGCCGCCGCCUCAACCGACGGCCAUCCAGCGCCGGCAUACCAUCAGUGCUGCCGAUGAUAUGAUCCGACGGCCAUCCAGCUCCAUGGCUGGUUCUUACGGGGAGUACUAUGGCGGAACAGACUCGCAGCCUAACCUUGCGCCCCCAAACCAUCGUGCGAGUAUUCUUAACGCGUACGGGUUGACGAGUCGUAGUGAACGCUACAGCCAGUGCCAGUGGGUUGAUUGUAGCGGCGGUGCUGGCAACUGUGGCAGUAGCACUGGCAUGAAGCUGGGACGAGACGGCAGCAGCAGCGGCUACAGCCAGUGGGGCGACUGUUGCAGCAGCAGCAGCAACAGCACCAGCGGCAGAAGCCAAGGACGCCUCAGCGGCAGCAGCUACGGCAGCUACAUCAGCAGCGCUGGAGAGCAGGAUUGGACCUCUGAGACCGGCUGUAGCAGCAGCCGCUACAGCCUUCGAGUGGACGAGGAUACGGUCUGGCCCCAGCCGGCCUGCUACUCUCUCCCGCUGCUACAGUCGCGCUCGGCUGUAGCGACUGCUGCUACAGACGUGGGGGAGUCCACGUGGCAAGAGGACAACGCAUUGAGUGACGAGAUGGCGGCUCUCUGCUUCUCGUCCAACCCCAGCAGAGCCCCCCCAUGCCCGCGUGGCUCCACAGCAUCUACACCACCUUGCACUGUACAAGCAGCCUCGUUUAUUGCACAGCAGUCCCAGCAACGGCAACUCCAGAAGCAGCACUCUGACACUUAUCUCCAGUCUUCUUUUCAUGCCUGGAACGCCACUCCGUGUGCUAAAAGUUGCACUUUUGCCAACAGUCACACUUUCGCCAACAGCCACACUUCUGUCAACAGUCACACUUCUGCCAACAGUCACACUUCUGUCAACAGUCACACUUCUGCCAACAGUCACACUUCUGCCAACAGUCACACUUCUGCCAACAGUCACACUUCUGCCAACAGUCACACUUCUGCCAACAGUCACACUUCUGUCAACAGUCAAACUUCUGUCAACAGUUACACUUCUUCACGCAGUCAGACCUUUGCCGAAAGCGGUGCUCGUGGUGACACCGCGUUGCCUUUUUCCGGGCCUGUGUUUCACUUUGAAUUGCAGCCUCGUGUCGCCGUCUCCAGGCCUGUGGUUCUACCACACACAAGCCCACGCUCGUGUUCACACACACUCUCACAUGUCGGUCCUGUUGCAAACAGCAGCGGUCCUGUUUCCCUAGCUGCCAGUGGCGGUGGUGCUGCUGCUUCUGCCACUUCAAACCUUCCCAUGCCUGCUGCUGCUGCUCUUGCUGCUGCGGCUGCAGCUGCCUCGACACAUGUCUCAACAGCCGCCACGUGUGCAGCAGGAAAGCCAGCUGCGAGGCCUGCGAGGGUGAGGACAACCCUGUCUGGGGCUGGCAAGCGGAGCCUGUGGUUUUUGGGUGGUCGCUCGCUCUCUGGCGCUGCUGGCGCUGCUGCUGAAACCUUCUGAGUGCUGAUGGGUUGGAAACAAUGUUGCUGUACAGUUUGAUCAUGCCAUAUUGUUACAGGGUAUGUUGUCCUUGUGCUGUACAGUUUCCGCAUACAAAUGC